This is a messenger RNA of Moneuplotes crassus, 829 nucleotides long. The record is from the annotation of a GenBank genome assembly. Lineage: Eukaryota; Ciliophora; Spirotrichea; Euplotida; Euplotidae.
AUGGAAAGUAAAGAUCAAAUUACUCAGGAAAAGCUUGACCAGAGGAUCAGUAGAGAGAAGUCGCUCCUGGUCGAAAGUAUCAAGCAACAAUAUCAGAGAUGCUGCUGUAUUCACGAUAAUACAUUUUCAAGAAAAAUUAAAGUUAGACUACCUUGUUUAGAAUCUGGUGAACGCUUAGUAGACUUUAGGCUCAAAAUGAAUUUUGAAACUCCUAACUAUAUGAAAUUUACAAAAAAAAUUAAAUUUCUACAGUUCUUCAAUGUAAGCGAGGUCUUAUUGAAUAUUGGCAAGGAGAGAAAUUAAGGAUAUUCUGAAUUUUAUAGACUUCUCUUUGCCUAAUAAGACUAAUGAGUUAUAUAUUUCUCUUUCGCUUGAAAUGCAACUAAGUAGAACUACUUACCUCGACUCAUUUAUCAAGAUUAGCUCCAAAGUAACAAAAAGAGUGACGCUUGAUUUUUUCUGUCUUAGUCUUUACCAACUGAAGAGAUUAGUGACAGCUUACAGACAUGUCGAAACAUUAGAUAUUUGGCACUGAAAGUUGUCCAUUCCAACAGUUCCUGAUUUCUCAACGUCUCUUAAGAAUUGCAAAAUUCAGACAAUAAGUUUAUGGAAGACAGGAGCCAAAUUUCACAGCAAUUGGGAAGACCACCCUGACGAGUUCAAGAACUUGAUACAAGGCUUUGCAACUUCUUCAGAUUUAAAGAAGAGUCUCAAGCAAGUAGACAUUUGGAAUUGUCAAUUAAAGCAAAGCGAGGCUCAGGAAACCUUUGAAGAGAAUCAACUAGAAGAAAUAAAAAUAAUAGGUGGAUCUUAAAUUCGUGAAGAAUGA